This is a messenger RNA of Sciurus carolinensis (gray squirrel), 1487 nucleotides long. RefSeq names its product eukaryotic translation initiation factor 3 subunit H-like. NCBI's taxonomy places the organism in Eukaryota, Metazoa, Chordata, Mammalia, Rodentia, Sciuridae. Gene Ontology annotation, molecular function: translation initiation factor activity; protein binding; metallopeptidase activity. The record is from RefSeq and is a predicted model, not a curated record. Gene Ontology annotation, cellular component: eukaryotic 43S preinitiation complex; cytosol; cytoplasm. The transcript is spliced from 2 exons.
AUGGACUACGUGAACAAACCCCAGGUUAAUUCCAUGUUGCUGAAAUUUAAAUUUCAUGAUUCAGGAGCUAUGACUGAAAAGCAGUUGUAUGGACCUGAAGAGUCCAACAAGAGCAGUGUAAACCAGUUGGCAAAGGACAGAUUCUGCAUGACCUUUGACAGAAGAACUCGUUCUCAGACAACCAGGAGCCUUGAAGGAUUGCCGUGUAUUGGCAUGUUCUGGGAUUUGCAUCUUAGAGGUUCUUGGACCUUACAGUUUAUUAUCCUGAAGAUGUUAACAGACGGAGGAGAAAUACGUCCGGUCACCUCUUCCAGCUCCACUGCAGGCGUGGUUGGGAAGGGCGAAGGCAAAGGCAGCCCUGGAGAUUCGGCAGUGAAGCAAGUACAGAUAGAUGGGUUGGUAGUAUUAAAGAUAAUCAAACAUUAUCAAGAAGAAGGACAAGGAACUGAGGUUGUUCAAGGAGUGCUUUUGGGCCUAGUUGUAGAAGAUCGACUUGAAAUGGCCAACUACUUUCCUUCCCCCCAGCACACAGAGGAUGAUGCUGAUUUUGAUGAAGUCCAGUAUCAGAUGGAAAUGAUGCGGAGCCUUCGCCAUGUAAACAUUGAUCAUCUCCACGUGGGCUGGUACCAGUCCACGUACUAUGGCUCGUUUGUCACCUGGGCUCUUCUGGAUUCUCAGUUCAGUUACCAACAUACUGUUGAAGAAUCUGUUGUUCUCAUUUAUGAUCCUAUAAAAACUGCCCAAGGGUCUCUCUCACUAAAGGCAUACAGACUGACUCCUAAACUUAUGGAAGUUUGUUAAGAGAAGGAUUUUUCCCCUGAAGCAUUGAAAAAGGCAAAUAUCACCUUUGAGCACAUGUUUGAAGAAGUGCCGAUUGUAAUUAAAAAUUCACAUCUGAUCAAUGUCCUAAUGUGGGAGCUUGAGAAGAAGUCAGCUAUAGCAGAUAAACAUGAAUUGCUCAGCCUUGCAAGUAGCAAUCAUUUGGGGAACAAUCUACAGUUGCUGAUGGACACAGUGGAUGAAAUGGGCCAAGACAUAGUCAAAUAUAACACAUAUAUGAGGAAUACUAGUAAACAGCAGCAGCAGAAACAUCAGUAUCAGCAGCGUCGUCAGCAGGAGAACAUGCAACGUCAGAGUCGAGGAGAACCCCCCCUCCCUGAGGAAGGCCUGUCCAAACUCCUCAAGCCACUUCAGGCCCCUGCCAUGAUGGAUUUGCUGCUCAUUGCAGGCCAGAUUAAUACUUACUGCCAGAACAUCAAGGAGUUCACCGCCCAAAACUUAGGCAAACUCUUCAUGGCCCAGGCUCUUCAGGAAUACAACAACUAAGAAAAUGAAGUUUCCAGAAAGGGAGUAUCAUGGACACUUGAGAUUACACCAGGGCAACUCUUUGGAAGAAUUUAUAUUUGCAUAUUGAAAAGCACAGAGGAUUCCUUGCUAUCUUUGGCUAUAAUGUCUUUCUAGCCAAUAAUUUAAAAAAAAAAAAAGAA